Molecule: messenger RNA, 7180 nt
Organism: Durusdinium trenchii
Lineage: Eukaryota; Dinophyceae; Suessiales; Symbiodiniaceae
Source: the annotation of a GenBank genome assembly
GUUUUUUUCCGCAAGCCAGGGGUCUUGGGGCUCCAGAUCAGUGACAGUGAGAUGAGCUGAUUGAACGCAUUCGGGGACAUUAUCUCGCAUAGGGAGUUGUGGCUCGCAGGUACAUGUUGUAGAGAGGCGAGUAAGUAAGGAAGACGUUCACGCAUGUAUAUCUUACAGAAUUAACACCAGCUGAUCACGGCUUAUCAUGUUCCCGGUCAGUGGUAUUUUUGAAGUGGGGAAGACGAGUGGAGAGUGGAUUUGAGACGCGCAAGUUUUCUGGUUCCCAGAUCAGUGCUCCUUCAGAAGUACAAGAAACAGGACGCGGACCAGCAGAUGUUCCAAUGAAGGCGUCCCAAACCCGCAAGUCUUACAACCUUGGCCAAUGGAUGGUCAAAUGUCCCUCUCCGAUUCCUCUCCUCUCGCACCAUCUCAAUCUCCAACAUUCAAUAGCGUUGAAAUCCUUUCGUGGAAGAAAAGACGUCCUGGACUUGGGGAAACUAAAAUCAUCCCUGUGCAUCACCCCUGCAAACAUUCAUCGGGUUCUGUGCCAAGAGCUUGCCUCGGGUGCUGGCCAGAGCGACUGGCCGCCACGAGUGCCGGCAUGGGGCUUGACCCUGAGAAGCCGUUCAUGGUUGAGGCACUUGCCACGCGAAUCGUCACACGGCGUUUUGGCCCUGGUGGUCCAUGAUGGGGCGUGGAAGUGAACCAGGCGAAGAUCCCCAGGAUGUUCAGGGUUUCUACUCCUGGCUCAUUGAUUGCCAGGCAAACUCUUUGGAGCUGUCACUUGCUGCAUGACUCUGCGCGAGGUUCCGAGUUCUUUUCACUCACCUUCGGCUGAGCCUCUCAUGAGGUGUUUUUCCUUCAGCUGGGUUCCACAGCUGCCCAGAAACGCUCCGAAAGCGGAGUGGCUGCGGUGGCGGUCCAUGUUUUCUGCCUCAUUGCUUCAAUCGGUCGAUGAGGGCUCUUGUUGAAGUUCCUCUUUGAGCAUCCACCUAAACCAUUUCAGUUCCGUCGCCACCUUGGUUAGGCUGUCGUUGAAGCACCGUGGAACCUUGGCCAACACUGAAGACUUCCAGCUCAAGUUCGCUCGGAUGUUUCUUCGUGGCUGAGUAGAAGCGAUCAUGGCGAUUUGCCUUGGAUCUUGCACUAGAAACUAAACCUCUCCUGGCCUGAAAUGCACCCUUGGUUUCCUAGAGCAAUCCCCCAACUACCCUUGGGCUAGCUGCUCUAGCUGCUCUUCUCACAUGAGAUCAGUGCUCUCCCCUUGCGGGGGGAGCUUCGAAAGCAGCGGUGUUUGGGGACGCAGGUCCUGAAGCUGUUCCUGCCCCAGACCUUCCAUAGGUGAGCAGCGUCAAAAACCUUGAUUUAUUUGUAUAUAAGGGAUUUAUCCUGGUGUUGUUCCUCUUGCCUGGUAAGAGUUUUUGCACAUCAUCAUCCAUAAUACCAGCAUAUGCCAACCACAAAACUUGGAGCAAGUCUCCAAAAGAUCGAAAGUUGAACUCGCACGGGCCCCAGCAUAAGAACUUAUAAAGAUGAAAGGUUCGGUUUCAGUACUGUUGUCCCAAGAUUGUCGUUCUUCGAGCCACCAACAAUCUCAUCAAUCUCUUUAUUUGAGUAGCAAUGGUUGUAUAGAACCUACGCAAACACCAAAGUGCAACUGAAGACUUGAGCUACUGCCUGUGGAUCAUGAUGGCACAGGUCGCAAGGAGCUGCAGUUGUGAUGCCUUUCUGAGUCUCCGUUGACGGUUGGAAGAGCAACCGUCUCCUUUGGUCCUCAGACGUUGGAUGGCAAAGUGUCACAAGAGCUACAGUAAGUUGCGUAUACAUAAUAUAGGCACCUUCCCUUAGCUACCUUAGCCCUCCGACCUAUCUCACCCAACUAGCCCAAAUGAAAAAGUUGAGGUGAACUUGUUUGGCUGUCCAUGAGGGCAACCACCCGAGCGAUAGCAGAUAGUGUGUGACUUUGAUCCAGUCUUGAUAUCCGAGCUGAACCGAUGUUUUGCUGGAUGUUGCCGGUUUGAAGAAAGAAAUAGCCAACACUCAUCCAAGUGUCUUUGAGUUGCUUUUCUUCAAAGAAUUGCUUCAUGUCAACUUCUGGGAUAUGUACUACAAGUCGGCUAGUCUGGCCAGCACCGCAUUCUUGCACUUCUCAUCGCUUCCCGCACAUCAGUUUUUGUUCAACCCUUCGAACAAAGUUGGCCUGCGCAUUCAGGAGCCGAACAAGGAAUGUGGUGAAUUGUCCAGCGGACAACUGUGUAAGUCACAAUCUCAACCACCGCAAUCUAGAAAAACAUAACACGACGUCUCCUCAAAUGCGCUGUUUCUAGCUACUGCCUGUGCAUUAUGAUGGCACAGUCGCUCAUGGUGGCAGGUCGCAAGGAGCUGCAGUUGUGAUGCCUUUCUGAGACUCCGUUGACGGUUGGAAGAGCAACCGUCUCCUUUGGUCCUCAAACAGAUUGCUACAGCAAGUUGAGCAUACAUACAUAUAGGAACCUUCGCUUAGCUACCUUAGCCCUCCAAAAGCCUGUAGCCCAAAUGAGAAAGUUUCAAGAAUAUAAUAUAGUCCAUAGAGGUUUUAACAGAGCCAUGGCCUGUAGUGUGUGACUCUGAUUGAGUCUUCAUCUCCGAGCUUCGGAUGGCGCGGACAAGCCCACCGGGUCUUGUUGGGUCGUCACUGUUUUCACUGCACCGAUGCGACAUCCUUUUGUGUUGGUACGCAGAGAAGGACUCCUUCUCCAAAGUUCACGCCUUCUUGCGACGCUCAGCUUUGUCCAUGCGAACUUCUGGGGGUUGCAUUACCAGCUGGUCUUCCUGUCACACCCAGAAGCUUCCACCAACCUCACAUGCGGCCACCACAAACUCUGGACCUCUUUGUGGUCAUUUUACAACCUCUGGAUUUGUCAGAUCGUCUACUCUUCUUGAGAGGAGAAGAUUUCAGAGGACCUUUCCUGAAAUGCUGGUGGCCCAUGUCAGGUGAGCUGGUCAGCGAUCAGACUGUGCACUGGGCUUCUUUGUCACCGCUUGGAAGCCUUCGUCAGGUGACCGAGACAGGCAGCCACUACAGUUCGGUUUGCUCCCCGACACAAAGCCCUGGGACGAUGGGACGAUGGAAGCGAGUGGCGCUUCACUUCGCCAGAGAGAAAACCAGAAAGUUGAUUUAAGCUGAUGAAGAUCAAGGCCAAUCUUUUCUCAAAAGUGCACAAGAUCUUGACCCACCAAUCAUAACCUUCCCGCUUUUUGCCAAGCAAAUAUGUCUUAGGAUUUGCGUUAUUCGCCCAACCGCGUGGUCAUAACGGGUUGCCCGUGAGCGGGCCACAUGGCCGUGCGCGAGGUCGCGGCCGCCGUUCGCUGACCCUGGGCUUCGACAAGAAGUUGAGUCUUGAGGGGAGAGGAGUUGUCCUGGAGCUUCGUCUCGUGAAGGAAGAUCUUCUGACGCUUUUGAACGGACGGACACAGCGCGUGCUGAGAUGAGCUGGCGAUGAGACGCACACAGAGGAACCAGCAAACCGGGAAUUCAAGACUGUAGGGCUGUUGGGCGACCCGGUGCAUGGACGAUGUGGCUUGCUCGUUCCUAAGAACGCGGUGUGAUUGAAUAGCCAACGACCUGGAAAUUAGAAAGUAGAUGAACACCAAUGAUUUGCCGUGCCCCUUUUAUGUUGAGACCGGUAUUGAGAGGGACUGUGCCAUUUGACGCUGCCCAAUUUUAUGUAUAAUUGUAUAGGCUGUAUAGGAUUCUAAUUAGCCUUGCUGUGAGAUUUGAUGGAUUCUGUGAGGAGAUUACAGCUGUGGCAUGCCCAAUUAAGCACCCUAAUACUCAAAACCUCCUGUUGUAGCAGAUAAACCGCUUUGAUACCUUUUGAGUGGUGCCCAUGAGCUGCCAAUCCCUCAGGCAGCUAGUGCAGUUCGAGCAGGGGAAGGUUCACCAGCAGGUGGACAACGACAAUCCUUGACCUAAGGUCUGUUCUAUGCUCCACAGGCCACCAUGGGAGGCAAUGAGUUCAAAAUAAACCCCGGUAGUUGCUAUAAGUCCAUAUCGGAAUCCUUGGGCAAAACAUGUCAGCCUUGCGUACACCUGCAAGAUCAUGCAAUGUCUUUUUUCUGAAGGUUCACUAACGCAGGCAGAUUGACCAAAUCUAGGAGUGGCCUGCAUGUGGACCUCCGUGUGUGCUCGUGCCCUCGUGCCACACCGACUUGGACAGGGCGCGAACUCACAAUGUUUGGAAUCGAGCUUGAGGGGUCUUUGCCUUUCGCUGGUUCCGUGUUGGUCGUUGGGGUCAUGACGGUCAUUUCCGUCCUCCGCUUCUGGCUUCGCCGAUCGGUGCAGUCAUGUACAAUGCCAUAGCCAGGACUCUGGGAUAGUCUUCUGUUACAUCGAAGGGUCAUGGCUCCCUUGUGUUGAACACUUUUCAGCUGUGUUGUACCAAGAGGAUCCACGAGGGUAGUUGUCCCAAGUGGUCCAGAAAGAAUCUUGAAGGGAACACGUUCAAUUUGAAGCACCUGAAGCGAACCGGGCCGCAGAGAACCGAAAGCCAUGUCUUCCUGACACCGGUAAGCAGGUGCACCGGCUGAAAGGGCCAUGGUCGACCUUGGAAGCUCCGACCCUCUAGUUGGCAGGCCUUCUUCCCAGCUGAGCUGUCGCUGCUUGAGACUCGCACUGGCAGUUCAGCCGGAAGUCAGCCGGAAAGAGAGAAUGGGACGCAGUUUCGCCGUCCAUGAAGUUUUUCAGCCCGGCAAUCUGGUUGAUAUCUUGUAAUACCUCGGUAGGCCCUUCUAGCUGGUCGAUGGUGCCCAUGUCAAGGGACUUAAACGCAAGAGUAUGCAGAGCUUAUCACCUGUGACCAUAGUGACCAGUCGUGACCGGGAACUCCUUUUGCUCGAUUCCUUGGGGCUCACCACUGCACCACCGGUGGAACCAACGAGAGCUGCACCUAGCGCCAACCGGAUCGGACGGCACCGUACCCGCUGCACUCCGGUCCCAGAGACCCGUCGUGACCGGGUCAGGUGGUUGAGUCCAGCACCAAGCCCUCAUAUGUUUGUGUUUAUCAUUUUACAUCCAAACACAUGACUCCCGGCUCCCUGCCUUCCAAGAAUUUUGAGAGAGCUUUGAUCUUUCAGUUGCUUCAGUUACUCGUUUGUUUUUGAACUUUGCAGACUGCAGCGACAAGAAGGGCUGCGACAUGGUUCGAUCAAUAUCACAUGUAUCGCACCUUUGCAAUUUGCCUGUCAGUGAGUCGCAGCAUGUACUGUACAGGUAGGUGACACCAAUCAAAUCAAAAACAGUAAACAUGCCAGGACCUCGCAAGGUGGUUUUGCAAACGUUGGUCUCAAAGUUCGAUCCGUGGCAUUCAGUGCUUGCAACCCAGCUUCCGCAAGCACAUGCUAAGAGGGAUGGAGAGGCAUCAGGCUGACUGUAGUCUGGAGCUUCGGCAGUACAAGCCAAGUGCGGCUGCUUGGGCCGUCUCGCACGGCUGGGCCUUGCUGAAGCGAAGCUUUGUUCGCUUGAAGGUCCUGCUCAGCCUCCUCGCCGACCGACCGCAGGUCCAAAGCUUCCGUCAGACUUGAAAAGGCCAUGCGAAGUCGGAAGAAGGGAUGGGCAAGGCAUGUGGCACACACAUUGACAUGUGGCACGCACCCUUUGGGCAGACUGGGCAUCAGAUGACGAGUAGAGAGUGAUGUCCUGGGCUGACUUGGCAUCAGCCCAGCAUAGCCCAGCUAUCUCUGCGGGACAGAAUUGUGUUUAGCACGCUGUUCGUCGAGAUGAGAAGAACUGGGCGGUCUUCGGAUGCCAGACAUACCCCUGGACGUUCAUUUUGAAGCAUGAUUGGCGCAGGUAUGCCUCACAAUCUCUGAAAGGGAACGGAGUCUGACCCCUUGCCUUGCUUGUGAAAAGUAUCCAUAUGUUUCAGCCUCGGCUGCAUGGAGCCUCAAUCAGAUGCGUUUGAGCCUCCUUCCGACAACCUCGAAGUGGCUGUUCCACUACGUGCUGCCUACCAUGAGCUUUGGGCAGAGUAGAAUGAAAAGCUCAUCUCCCUUUGCCCGGAUGAGUUGGAAGAGUUGCUUCUAGAAAGCCUGCAUGUGUGUCCAAACGCCUAAAACCAUCUAAAACCCACGUGUUAGCACAAGGACCAGGCUUCGCUAACGCUUGUGACACCCAUACGCACAUAUCCUAGCGCUGGAGCCCAUUCUGUAGCCCCAAGUCGUUCUCCCAUGUGGCCGGCCACUGGCCAGUCGUCCUCCCAGGCGCCGCACGAAACCGCAAAGACCCAGUCAGCAGUCGACCUCCCGCGGAGCGAGACAUGUGUCGCCCGUGUCCCUUGGUUCGCUUGUGAUGCCACAUGUUGCACAGAGACUGAAGAGGGUCAGGACCCACUCCAGCAUUUUUGUUUUUCUGUUGGUUCACAUGUGAGAUCCAGCCCAGUGAGUUGACGCAUUCUUUUUGGAAGGUCGGGAGUUGAAACUAGAUCAUUUGAGAACACGGCAAGGAGAUGUUUUCUGAGGGAAACCUUACCACCUAGAUGCAUGCUUGCUACCAGCCGGUGAUCUCAGCGGUGCUGUCGAAGCAGAAUUCUGCGUUUCAUGCGCAGUGCGUGCAGCAGGGGUUCCAAACCGGGGUUGCUGACUCUGGAGUGGGCACCGAAAUGGCCUUCUCUUUAAGUCCCUAAAGAUGCCAAUGUAUGCCAAUGUGGUGUUCCAUGGAGACCAAGCAUUUUGUGGUGCCAUGAUUGAGCCACCUUUCGCAUGCUUUCGAUCUGCUGCCAAGCCUUGGGGCUUUGAGGAGGAGUCAGCGUAGUCAGCUGAAUCACCUGGUAGCAGUGUUCAAGGUGAUCCAGGAAGGCACAGUUGGCACUGCGAAGGCCUGCUCAAGUCGGAACAGCUUCUUCACUAAGAGAUUCCGUCGAACAGCCAGAUGUCCACGGAACGAACGUCUCCGAACGUGCGCAGCGUGCGCCUCCAAGUGACUACAUCUUCCCUGCGCAUCCCUGCGCCAACUGGUCGAUGAAGGUCGAGAGCUCAGCCAGAUGGACAGUAGAAGGCCAAAGCCACCACUGAGAGGAAUUCUUGAGAGCUCUGGUCCAUGCUUUAACACCCGAAAGGUGUUCAUAUAUCAAGUAUGAUGAAACAUGAUGUAUACGGUGAUGUACAUACGUAAGACUAAGACUUGAGCUUUCGUUGGCAGGACUGAAUGGGU